AUGAAGUACUUACCUGUGCAAGACUUCGAGGCCGUCACCGGCGCUCUGAACUUCAAUACUCCAGACUGUAAUGUCACCGGCGGUUGCGAUUUAUACACGACAAAAUCCACAGGGUCCGACAAGAAGCUGUACAAGAAUAUCGACAAGGAUCUCGACACACAACAUGCUGCUCUGCUCAAGCUAGGUGCCAGCCUGUCCCCUCCCGAGCGCGCACACAUGCUCGCAACAUCACCCAGUGCACAAAUAUUCUCAACAUCAAGUGCUUUUGGCCCGCUAUCCGACAUCAACAGCCGCAAAACCUUUGCGUACAUGAUUGCAACUCUCAAUGCAAGUCACCCCCAUUACGACUUCUCAAAUGUCCUGAGACCCGGCGACUUCAAGCGAGAACGAACCCUUCGUCGCGUAAUGAUCAACUUGGAUUCUAUCCUGCAAAAUGUGCGCCCCAACUUUGAGGCAUCAUCCGUCGACUCGUUGUUAGGGAAUGCUUCCGACGCCGUCUGGGGGCCUCAGUGCUGGUCGCGCAUUGAUAAGGAAAUGCAUCUCAACGAAUGCACAAUCUUCAGUUACCACCCAGAGACGGAUCCCUUUGAAGAAGGUGAAAGCGCCAUCUGGGCAGCUCAUUACUUCUUCUUCAACCGAGCACUCAAGCGCGUGGCCUAUCUGUAUGUCCGGGUCGUACCAGUCGUCUCGUCCGUCUCUCCCAGCUUGAGACCAGUCCGUGUCGGCGGAGCAAGGACAUUUUCAGACCUUAACGACGGCGGGGCCGAGAAGCGUGCCAGUUACUGGCUCGGUGAUCGCGAUGCGCAAGUCCUCCUCUCACAAGAAGAAGACAUGGACGCCUUGGAUGACGGCAUGUACUGGAACCGCGGAGAAGAUGGUGACAUUGUGUCGUUUUCAGAUGAAGAGUUUGUUGAUGAUGACGAGGACGAUGAUAUGGAAGAGGAUGAUUUUGAUCAUGACGACAUGCUCGAUACACCGAGAGAUAGAUUUAUGAGUGAGGAUAUCGCUGGCCAGAUGGAGAUUUAG
[Torrubiella] hemipterigena is the source of this 1026-nucleotide messenger RNA. NCBI's taxonomy places the organism in Eukaryota, Fungi, Ascomycota, Sordariomycetes, Hypocreales, Clavicipitaceae. The record is from the annotation of a GenBank genome assembly.